Molecule: messenger RNA, 1171 nt
Organism: Fusarium odoratissimum NRRL 54006
Lineage: Eukaryota; Fungi; Ascomycota; Sordariomycetes; Hypocreales; Nectriaceae
Exons: 2
Coding region: 289-960 (223 amino acids)
Biological process (GO): nucleotide metabolic process
Molecular function (GO): ATP binding; ATP:ADP adenylyltransferase activity
Source: RefSeq, a predicted model, not a curated record
CAGCACGGACACCAUGACAUACGACCGCCCUGCACCAACCAUUGAUGGAUCGGCUCUGUUAUCCACAUUUGAUGUCUUGACUAAGUCAGGGUUUGUUCUCUACGAUGAAAGCCAGAAGAAGCCGCUAACAUUGACACAAUUGACAUCUAGUUCCAUUUUGUUCUCACCAAAGCUCUUAUCAAGAAGCCGACCUUAUCAACACCAGAACAGUCAUCUGCAUCCGGAAACGGCUUAUCGAAUAGUAAACAGCUCCUCCCUGGUAGCGAUAUCGAUACAAACGGCUUCGAGAUGGGCGAUAGUGAGAGUAGCACUCACUUUCUUAUCGCCAACAAAUUUUGCUUCUCACGACCUCACCUCAUGAUGCUCACUCGCGAUGGGUAUUGCAGGCAAUAUGAGCCUCUGAAUCAGAGCGACUUUGAAGCUGCAUGGGGCACGAUGGCGUCCUUGAAGAAUGCAACAACAGACUAUGUUGCAUUCUUCAACUGCGGCAAAGAUGGCGGGUGUAGCAGACUGCACAAGCAUGUACAGUUGAUGCCUCUUCCCGCCAGUGGUUUUGCGGUCGACUUUCUGAAUUCAAACAGUACCGAGGAACCAAAAGUACCUUUCGAAUGGUUUUAUCACAGAUUUCAAGACAGUGCCGCCGCAGCUUCGAAAGGGACCGAGAUUUAUCUACAGCUUCUACAGCAGGCGACGGAAGCUUGGAAGGCUAGUACGGGAAAGAAUGUGCCAGAUGGAAUGGCGUGCCCGCACAAUGUGACUUUCACGUCCCGCUGGAUGGUGGUUAUCCCUCGUCGUAGAGCGGCUGUCAACAAAGAGGCCGGCGUGAAUUCUUUGGGUAUGUUGGGGGUGAUCGCCGUGGCUACCGGGAAAGAGAUUGAGAACUGGGUAAAGCUUGGUCUGACGAAUUCGCUCAGAGAACUUGGAGUUCCGAGAAAAGUCGGUACGAUGCAAGGAAAGUGAUCGCUGCUCACUAUUUAGAUGUGCAAGGCCAGAAUAUAUUUAGAACACGGGUUUAGAAAUGGGUAUAGUGGUAAAGCUAAGAGUAAACGAAGCUAUUCCCAAUGGGUGUAACCCAGUUUGUCCAAUCACCGAAAUGAGAAAUCAGGCAGAAUCUGGCAAAUCGUCAAGUCACAUGAUAAGCUGAACAAAUGCGACAAUUUCAUUAUCGGAG